CUGCCGUUUACCUGCUGUUUCCCCUGCUGUUCCCCUGCUGUUUCCCUGCUGUUUCCCUGCUGUUUCCCCUGCUGUUCCCCUGCUGUUUCCCAUUCUGUUUCCUCUGCUGUUUACCUGCUGUUUCCCAUUAUGUUUCCCAUGCUGUUUCCCUGCUGUUUCCCUGCUGUUUCCCCUGCUGUUUCCCUGCUGUUUCCCUGCUGUUUCCCUGCUGUCUCCCCUGAUGUUUCCCCUUCUGUUUCCUCUGCUGUUUCCCCUGCUGUUUACCUGCUGUUUCCUCUGAUGUUUCCCCUGCUGUUUCCCUGCUGUUUCCCUGCUGUUUCCCCUGCUGUCUCCCCUGAUGUUUCCCCUUCUGUUUCCUCUGCUGUUUCCCCUGCUGUUUACCUGCUGUUUCCUCUGCUGUUUCUCUACUGUUUCCCCUUCUGUUUCCUCUGCUGUUUACCUGCUGUUUCCUCUGCUGUUUCCCCUGCUGUUUCCUCUGCUGUUUCCCUGCUAUUUCCUCUGCUGUUUCCCUACUGUUUCCCCUUCUGUUUCCUCUGCUGUUUACCUGCUGUUUCCCUGCUGUUUCCUCUGCUGUUUCCCUGCUGUUUCCCUGCUGUUUCCUCUGCUGUUUCCCUGCUGUUUACCUGCUGUUCCCCUGCUGUUUCCCAUUCUGUUUCCUCUGCUGUUUACCUGCUGUUUCCCAUUCUGUUUCCCAUGCUGUUUCCCUGCUGUUUCCCUGCUGUUUCCCCUGCCGUUUACCUGCUGUUUCCUCUGCUGUUUCCCUGCUGUUUCCCCUGCCGUUUACCUGCUGUUUCCCCUGCUGUUUCCCUGCUGUUUACCUGCUGUUUCCCCUGCUGUUCCCCUGCUGUUUCCCAUUCUGUUUCCUCUGCUGUUUACCUGCUGUUUCCCAUUCUGUUUCCCAUGCUGUUUCCCUGCUGUUUCCCCUGCUGUUUCCCUGCUGUUUCCCCUGCCGUUUCCUCUGCUGUUUCCCUGCUGUUUCCCCUGCCGUUUACCUGCUGUUUCCCCUGCUGUUUCCCUGCUGUUUCCCUGCUGUUUACCUGCUGUUUCCCCUGCUGUUCCCCUGCUGUUUCCCAUUCUGUUUCCUCUGCUGUUUACCUGCUGUUUCCCAUUAUGUUUCCCAUGCUGUUUCCCUGCUGUUUCCCUGCUGUUUCCCUGCUGUUUCCCCGCUGUUUCCCUGCUGUCUCCCCUGAUGUUUCCCCUGAUGUUUCCCCUGCUGUUUCCCCUGCUGUUUACCUGCUGUUUCCUCUGAUGUUUCCCCUGCUGUUUCCCUGCUGUUUCCCCUGCUGUCUCCCCUGAUGCUUCCCCUUCUGUUUCCUCUGCUGUUUCCCCUGCUGUUUACCUGCUGUUUCCCCUGCUGUUUCCCCUGCUGUUUACCUGCUGUUUCCCUGCUGUUUUCCCUGCUGUUUACCUGCUGUUUCCCUGCUGUUUCCCCUGCUGUUUCCCUGCUGUUUCCUCUGCUGUUUCCCUACUGUUUCCUCUGCUGUGUCCUCUGCUGUUUCCCUGCUGUUUCCUCUGCUGUUUCCCUACUGUUUCCCCUUCUGUUUCCUCUGCUUUUUAUCUGCUGUUUCCUCUGCUGUUUCCUCUGCUGUUACCUCUGCUGUUUCCCCUGCUGUUUCCUCUGCUGUUUACCUGCCGUUUCCUCUGCUGUUUCCUCUGCUGUUUCCCUGCUGUUUCCUCUGCUGUUUCUCUACUUUAUCCCCUUCUGUUUCCUCUGCUGUUUCCUCUGCUGUUUCCUCUGCUGUUUCCUCUGCUGUUUCCCCUGCUGUUUCCCUACUGUUUCCCCUUCUGUUUCCUCUGCUGUUUACCUGCUGUUUCCUCUGCUGUUUCCCUGCUGUUUCCUCUGCUGUUUCUCUACUGUUUCCCCUUCUGUUUCCUCUGCUGUUUACCUGCUGUUUCCUCUGCUGUUUCCCCUGCUGUUUCCUCUGCUGUUUCCCUGCUGUUUCCUCUGCUGUUUCCCUACUGUUUCCCCUUCUGUUUCCUCUGCUGUUUACCUGCUGUUUCUUUGCUGUUUCCCUGCUGUUUCCUCUGCUGUUUCCCUACUGUUCCCCCUUCUGUUUCCUCUGCUGUUUCCCUUCUGUUUCCCCGCUGUUUCCCUGCUGUUUCCCUGCUGUUUCCCUACUGUUUCCUCUGCUCUUUCCUCUGCUGUUUCCCAGUUGUUUCCCUGCUGUUUUCCUACUGUUUCCUCUGCUGUUUCCUCUGCUGUUUCCCUGCUGUUUCCCUGCUGUUUCCCUGCUGUUUCCUCUGCUGUUUCCCUGCUGUCCCCCUGCUGUUUCCCUGCUGUUUCCCCUGCUGUUUCCCUGCUGUUUCCCUGCUGUUUCCUCUACUGUUUCCCUGCUGUUUCCCUGCUGUUUUCCCUCUGCUUUACAUUCCAUACUGGAUCGGACAAAUACCAUCCUCACAAUGUUUGACCGCUGUUGUUGUGAUGUUGACCGCUCCACGCCCUCACACAGCCACCCCCAGACUGUACUGUGACUGAAGUCUGCUCUUCAUCCCAACAAAGUACCAGAACAAUACUGUGUGUGUGUGUGUGUGUGUGUGUGUGUGUGUGUGUGUGUGUGUGUGUGUGUGUGUGUGUGUGUGUGUGUGUGUCUGUGUGUGUGUGUGUGUGUGUGUGUGUGUGUGUGUGUGUGUGUGUGAAAGACAGAGAGAGAGAGGAUGAGCAUGUCGGUGCUCCACACCCAGACAGGUUUAAUUCCCAUCCCCCGUAUCCAGUGUCAGAAACCCCACCAACCACAGGAGGCUGCUGAGGGGAGGACGGCUCAUGAUAAACCAUGUUUUUGAUUUGUUCAAUACCAUUCUACUUAUUCUUUCCAGCCAUUACUAUGAGCCAGUCCUCCACAAUUAAGGUGCCACCAACCCAUUUUUUUCACCCCUGACCUCCUGAUUCUCUCUCUCUCUCUCUCUUGCUCUCUCCAUCUCCCCCUUUUCCUCACCAUCUCGACAGGCCAUGCCUCGGCUUGUUUUGUCAGACCCUUGUCGUCCGGUUGGCGCUGGCACAGGUUCCGCCACGUUACGAGGGCCAGGCUGUAGAUGAACGGGCCAGCGUGCACACCACCCACCGAUUCUGCUGACUGAGCCCGUCCCACCAUGAGAUAAUGCCAUUCCACAGAGAUCCGCACUAAAGCCCCUCUUUUCUGCCCCACAGAACACAGACACUAGCGAGCCGAGCUAAAGCCGAGCAGCAAGAAACUGCCUGUAUCGAGUUUGGGCCCGUCGAGCUAAAACCUAAC
Messenger RNA from Salvelinus fontinalis (brook trout), 3230 nucleotides. RefSeq names its product keratin-associated protein 9-1-like. The record is from RefSeq and is a predicted model, not a curated record. NCBI's taxonomy places the organism in Eukaryota, Metazoa, Chordata, Actinopteri, Salmoniformes, Salmonidae. The transcript has 2 exons. Bases 1296 to 2408 code for a protein of 370 amino acids.